Drosophila ananassae is the source of this 2070-nucleotide messenger RNA. Its product is annotated as PAX-interacting protein 1. The record is from RefSeq and is a predicted model, not a curated record. Bases 145 to 987 code for a protein of 280 amino acids. Lineage: Eukaryota; Metazoa; Arthropoda; Insecta; Diptera; Drosophilidae. Gene Ontology annotation, molecular function: calcium ion binding. The transcript has 5 exons.
AAUCAGCUGUCGCUCGCUGUGAAUGGCUAAAGGUGAAAGAAGAAGAAGAAGCUGCGAUUUGUGUACGUGUGUGUUUUGAGUUAGCGACGUGGUGAUUACCACGGAACCGAUCCGAUCCGAUCCCCGAUAGAAAUCAGCACUUCCAUGGAGAUGCGCGUUCCGCACCAGCCAGCAGCCCUGCUGCUACCUCUCAUCCUGAUCCUCGUCGGCUCCACGAGCGGGCAACGCGUAGCUCCCGGCGUUAAUCCGCAGCACUAUCAACAAGUUCCGCAGCAGGUGCCCCAGCACCAUCCGCCACCACCACCGCAACAUCAGCAGCAAUACCAGCAACAGGUCCAUUCGGCUCCCGGAGUGCCGCCCGUGCAAUAUCAAUAUGAACAGGUGCCAGUGCAGCAGCAGCAGCAACCGGUGCAAUAUCAGCAAGUUCCUGUGCAACAGCAGCAGCAUCAGCAGCCGCCAGUCCACCAGCCCCAGCAGCAACAAGUGCACCAACAGCAGCAACAGGUUCACCAACAGGCACAUGCCGGUGGCCACCACCAUGGCCAGCCGCAGCAAGUGCUGAACACCGGAAACAUCCAGCAAGAGCGAGCUCAUAUCCAAGAGCACAUGCAGGUGCCCAUCGAUACGAGCAAAAUGUCUGAGGCUGAGUUGCAGUUCCAUUAUUUCAAGAUGCACGACUCCGACAACAACAACAAGCUAGACGGCUGCGAGCUGAUCAAGUCUCUGAUCCAUUGGCACGAGCAAGGCAGCAAGGAGCAGCCGAACGGCGACAAGCCGCAUGUUGAGGAGAAGGUCUUCUCCGACGAGGAGCUGGUUGCCCUCAUCGAUCCCAUCCUUCAGAUGGACGACACCUCCCGUGACGGCUACAUUGAUUAUCCCGAGUUCAUCAAGGCCCAGCAGAAGGCGGCCGAGAAGCAGCAACAGCAGCAGCAACAACAACAGCAGCAGCAACAGCAGCCGCAACAACAUCAGCAGCCUAUUCAUUAGUAGACCCCUAGAUCCGUUUAGUUCGCACACAUAACCAAGUCCUGGUCCUUGUGAUGGUUCACACAUACUCCUGCUUUGUUCCCAACACAUCAUGAAAUUACGUCGACGUUGUAAGCGGUUUUAGCGCAGUCCCUAAAAUCUAGUUGAACCAAUUUUACUUAACUUGCUGCAAGCAUUCCAUCGGAGAACAUCAUUGAACAAAUUGAAACCAAUCCUUCCAAGAACUUUUCCAAAAGCUACCCAUUUCGAAUAGUGAACACGAAUCUCAAGUGGUUUGUGCAAUUUCAACUGCUUUGUUCGUUUUUUGUUUUCCAUUGUCAUAAUUUUAGUUACUUUCGAUAUAAAAUAAUUUUUAAGCGCAACUAGAGAGCAGCAACAAAAACAGACUGAUUGUUUAAACGUUUGUUUUUUACAAAAAAAAGCGAGAAAAUUACGCAAAAAAAUGAAUCGAAGAAAGCCCCAACUAAGUGAAAACCUUUUUGAAACUGAAACAUUCAAUUUGUAAGUAAAAACCGAUUUUGUGAAUAAAGUCAAAUCCAAAUCGUAGAAAGUCGAAUCUAUUUUCUUCCAAGUAGACUUGAAGGCUUUACAUUUUGUGGUGAUAGUGGCUUUCGACUAAUAUAAUCAUUGCUAAGUGAGAGUGACUUAUACAUUAAGUGUCAUCCCAUUAAUUAAUUUUUCAGUCAAAGAGGCUCCAGGGAAUCCAGACGAGGUGCACGUGGAACACGGAGAGGAGCACAAGGCUGGCUCGGUUUACACGGAUAAAGCCCUAGAGGAAACCAUCGACUAUGUCCUGAAGUCGAUGGACCUGAACAACGAUGGCUUUGUGGACUGGGCCGAGUACCGAAAGACUGAGGCGAAUGUUGGCAAGGACUAGACCAGUUGAAGUCCUUAGAGAGCCGUAGAACUUGACAAUUGUUGACAUAUUUUAUCCUUUUUCUAAUCCAUUCUGAUCUGAGCCACCUUGGUGAUUUCUAUAUAUCGCAUAAAUUAUAGCCAUAAAAGAUCACAUGAAUCAAAGUUGUUUUGAGCCUUUUAUACUUUUGCAAAUAAAAUGAAAAUAAAAAUCUAUUUUUAUAUGAA